Messenger RNA from Spodoptera frugiperda (fall armyworm), 1744 nucleotides. RefSeq names its product V-type proton ATPase subunit E (gene Vha26). Gene Ontology annotation, molecular function: proton-transporting ATPase activity, rotational mechanism. Gene Ontology annotation, biological process: proton transmembrane transport. Gene Ontology annotation, cellular component: proton-transporting two-sector ATPase complex, catalytic domain. Bases 137 to 817 code for a protein of 226 amino acids. Lineage: Eukaryota; Metazoa; Arthropoda; Insecta; Lepidoptera; Noctuidae. The transcript has 5 exons. The record is from RefSeq and is a predicted model, not a curated record.
ACCGGGAUCAUAUGAUUGUUCAAUGAAGAAGCACGUCUGAUAGGCGUCGACUUACUUCUUUGAGCCAGUUUUUGGUUUUCUGGCUCUUUAUCGGUUGUUUUUUCGUGUUAGUGGUGCUAAAUAUUAACCUACAGCCAUGGCGCUCAGCGAUGCAGAUGUUCAAAAACAGAUCAAGCACAUGAUGGCCUUCAUCGAGCAAGAAGCCAAUGAAAAGGCUGAGGAAAUCGAUGCAAAGGCCGAGGAGGAGUUCAACAUCGAAAAGGGGCGUCUGGUCCAGCAGCAGAGGUUGAAGAUCAUGGAGUACUAUGAGAAGAAGGAAAAGCAGGUCGAACUCCAGAAAAAGAUCCAAUCCUCAAACAUGCUGAACCAGGCUCGUCUCAGGGUGCUCAAAGUACGUGAAGACCAUGUACGCAACCUGUUGGACGAGGCCCGCAAGCGCCUGGCUGAAGUACCCAAAGACCAGAAGCUGUACACUGACCUGCUGACCGCACUCAUCGUACAGGCCCUCUUCCAGCUGAUGGAGCCCGCAGUGACCCUGCGUGUCCGUCAGGCAGACAAGUCCUUGGUGGAGUCAGUUCUGUCAAAGGCCCAGAGCGACUACAAAGCUCAGAUCAAGAAGGACACUGUAUUGAAGAUCGACACUGACAACUGGCUGUCACCUGACACCUGCGGUGGAAUCGAGCUUAUCGCUCUCAAGGGACGCAUCAAGAUCUGCAACACCCUGGAGUCUCGCCUGGAGUUAAUCGCCCAGCAGCUGCUGCCUGAGAUCCGUACCGCCCUCUUCGGCCGCAACCCUAACCGUAAAUUCAACGAUUAAGCACUUAGCGGUGACCUAUAUUCACACUUGUUACUACUAACAGUUUAUUUAAAGUUCAUAAUUUGUAGAACUAUAAUAUUAUUAAUAUUAUAAUAAGUUUUUUCUUUUGCCUAAUAAAUUAUAUUGUAAUAAUGCGUACAAUUUUAUCGCUGUUUAGAAUGUAAUUUGAUGAGUGUCGCCAGAAAAUGUACAACUGACAGACAAUGUGUGACCCUGUGAGUUUCUGAUUCCUGGCCGCCACACCAGGCCGCUCGUACUGUGCAUUAGUUUCGCCUGCUUCUAUGAUGUCAACAUCUUACUGAGCCUAGAUAUUUUAUUAUAACAAUUCAUUCAUAUAGCAUAAUGUUAUAUGUAUCUUAGAGGAUGUAGUUUAUAGGAUUUGGAGAUGGUUUAAUUAAAAUGUUACCAUUAUUAGGAAAUGCAAAUAUAACCAUAUAUCUAAAGUUGAAACUGUUGUAACUAUGGACUUCAGAGCAACUUGUCCCUUGCAGUAUUACUGUAGCACAAGAACACGCAAUAGUAGAUGGGCGUUAUGUCUAUGUGAAUUAUUGUAGUGUAAUCUUCCUUCUAUGUAUUAUGAACGUUGUUAUUGAAUGUUUCGGAUAAAUGUUUUUCGUGUGUACCGUUGAUGUUAUCAGUAGGGAGAAUUGGAUGCUGCAAGGAUGCCGGGUGACGGCAGCAUCCCACGCUAUGUUCACUCAAAUCGAGGCAAAGAUUUGACUGAGUGCAGGGUGGUGUCACGCGGGGCCCUUGCAGCUACCCAAUACAUUCCUACUACGUGUUUAUCCUGGCAAAUAACAUUCUGGCUUGCUUCAGUCGUUACUCAGAGCACCAUAGCUCUUGUUACGUGUCUACUAUAUUUAUAUAUAUAUUAUCCACAUACAGCACUGUUAAAAUCCUUAUGUAAAUAUAUAGAUGUGUUAAAAA